GUAGCUUCCCACUUACUGAAAGAUGCCAGCAAUUGGAGUAGUGUCCUCCUGUUCCUGUCUCCGUCCUGGUGUAUGGGUGCUGAAACCAGGAAUGCAGAAGAUGAGCUCCUUCGGCUUACAUACAGCAGCCAGGUGUGCUGCCAAGGAUUAUUAUGAAGUACUUGUGUUGGGUGGAGGCACUGGUGGAAUCGCCAUGAGUGCUCGGAUGAAGAGGAAAGUGGGGGCAGAAAAUGUGGCUGUUGUUGAGCCAAGUGAGACUCACUACUAUCAGCCACUGUGGACCCUGGUUGGUGGUGGUGCAAAGCAGCUGGCAACUUCUGCUCGUCCAACAGGAAGCGUAAUGCCUAAAGGUGUUGAGUGGAUCAAAUCUCGAGUUACAGCAUUGGAUCCAGAUAAGAACUGUGUGUGGCUGGAGAAUGAUAGCAAGGUAUCUUACAAGUAUCUGAUAAUUUCCCUUGGGAUUAGUCUGCAUUACGAAAAGAUCAAAGGCUUGCCAGAGGGCUUUCAACACCCUAAAAUAGGUUCCAAUUAUUCAGUUCAUACAGUAGAGAAAACAUGGAAAGCUUUACAAGAUUUCAAGGAAGGAAAUGCUAUCUUCACUUUUCCAAAUACUCCAGUGAAGUGUGCAGGAGCUCCUCAGAAGAUCAUGUAUUUAUCAGAGGCCUACUGGAGGAAAACAGGAAAACGUUCCAAAGCAAACAUAAUGUUCAACACUUCACUUGGUGUCAUUUUUGGUGUUAAGAAGUAUGCUAACUCAUUGCUUGAAAUAAUAAAGGAGAGGAAUAUUACUGUUAACUAUAAGCGCAACCUUGUAGAAGUUCGAGCAGACAAGCAGGAAGCGGUGUUUGAGAACUUGGAGAAACCCGGAGUGACUGAAGUCCAUCAGUAUGAAAUGCUUCAUGUCACACCCCCAAUGGGGCCACCUGAUGUACUCAUCAACAGUCCUGUCUCGGAUGAAAUUGGCUGGGUGGAUGUAGACAAGGAAACCCUACAACAUAAAAAGUAUCCUAAUGUAUUUGGUAUCGGAGACUGCACCAACCUUCCAACAUCAAAAACUGCUGCAGCUGUAGCUGCCCAGUCUGGAGUGCUUGAUAAAACUAUUUCCCUGGUAAUGAAGAACCAGUUGCCAACUAAAAAGUAUGAUGGAUAUACUUCCUGCCCGCUAGUAACAGGCUACAACAAGGUGAUUCUAGCAGAAUUUGACUACAAUGGUCAGCCUUUGGAGACCUUUCCCAUUGACCAGAGUAAGGAGAGAAUAACCAUGUACCAUAUGAAAGCUGAUAUGAUGCCUUUUCUCUAUUGGAAUGCGCUACUUAAGGGAUACUGGGGAGGACCAGCUCCUGUCAGGAAGCUAAUGCAUCUGGGCUUCAAGUAA
Molecule: messenger RNA, 1375 nt
Organism: Pelecanus crispus (Dalmatian pelican)
Lineage: Eukaryota; Metazoa; Chordata; Aves; Pelecaniformes; Pelecanidae
Source: RefSeq, a predicted model, not a curated record